This is a messenger RNA of Somion occarium, 1057 nucleotides long. The record is from the annotation of a GenBank genome assembly. NCBI's taxonomy places the organism in Eukaryota, Fungi, Basidiomycota, Agaricomycetes, Polyporales, Cerrenaceae.
GACACUUGCCAGGGAGCGUCGCUCGUCGUCCUCGUCGUCGACCGCUCCUUUCUUCACAACCAUGACUAUCCUUCGUACACUCAUGGGUUCAGGCCCCUCUUCUCGUCUUGUCACUACUCGCUUCGCUAAUGCUGGUCCAUCUACUCUCAUUGCUCGUCGAUUGCUUUCGACUACCUCAGCACGGUCAAUGCCAACACGAGAGCCUCCAAAAGGUUCUGAGGUCUACGAGACUCCUGAUUAUCUUAGACCACCCCCCACCCCAAGGUCACCUCCGCUGAGCGCAAAAUAUGAAGGUGCCGUCGAUCCGUACCACGGUGGACCGAGUGCUAUCGAGAAAGCGGUUCAUAUUUUCUUUUUCACGGAGAUCAUUCGUGGAAUGUGGAUUGUUUUGGAACAAUUCUUCCGUCCACCGUACACGAUCAUGUAUCCCUUUGAGAAAGGGCCGCUGUCACCUCGUUUCCGCGGGGAACAUGCGCUGCGCAGAUAUCCAAGUGGAGAGGAGCGAUGCAUCGCUUGCAAGUUGUGCGAAGCCAUUUGCCCUGCACAGGCAAUCACUAUCGAGAGCGAAGCUCGUCUGGAUGGUUCAAGACGAACUACUCGAUACGACAUCGACAUGACUAAGUGCAUCUAUUGUGGAUUCUGUCAAGAGGCCUGUCCCGUGGACGCGAUUGUAGAGACCCAAAACCAGGAAUUCUCCACUGAGACUCGUGAGGAGCUCCUCUACAACAAGGAGAAAUUAUUGGCGAACGGCGAUAGGGCUGAGGCCGAGAUUGCCGCUAAUUUGCACGCGGAUCACGUAUACCGGUGACGGGGGUCAGUGCCUUGAAGAUGGUGAUGUUUGUCAAGAAGCUCGCACUCGAGAUGAGAUGUUAUCCGGACCACCGGAAUCCUUUCCUCUUCGUGGUGAUUGUGCUACUCCGUAUCGCGUAUACUAUAAUUUUUUUUCCAAGACUGAUAACGGAGAAUGCUCAGGGGCUUUGAUGUUUAGCUCUUGAUAUGUCGAGACACUGGCCUGACGAUAACUUUGAAAGGUCUAUUGAGUUCUGUUCGGACUGCG